AAAUAAAGGGUCAAAAAAUUACAUCUAUAAAUAAGUUUCAUAAAAUUAUAAUUAUUAAGAAAUUUUUUAAAAUAAUUAGAAUGAUUUAUAUAUUUAUUACUUUUUUUCCCUUGAGUGAUUUAUCUUUUCCACUUAAGAGCUGUGUCAACCUUGGGAGUUCAAGGUUUCGAAAAAUAAGACCUUGGAAGCUAAGGCUUAUGUAGAUUACUUUUAAAAAAGAAAAGUUAAGGAAUGUGGAUUACUUAUUAGUUAAGGCGUUCUAUUUAAUAUUUAUGCAGUUUGAACCCAUUGAAAAUCCAUUGCUUCCGUGGUCUCUUCUCAAAUCAAAUAUUCUUCGCCACCUAACCUCAAUUCUUCCAUUCCCAUCAAGGUUGGACUGUUGUUCGGUGGAUUUCAGAGGAAUUUUAUGCUCAGUUUUUGUGGGCUUGUUUGGACCAUCUAAACAAGAAUGGGGAGCCAAUCUAUUAAGUUGAAGGCAGUAAUAGACAAGGAGAAAAACAGAGUAAUACUUGCUGAAUCUGAAGGGGAUUUUAUUGUUGUUCUCCUCAGUUUUUUGACAAUGCCUAUGGGAAAGAUCAUCAGGCUCACACAUAAUCAACUUCCAAGCCUUGGUUGCAUGAAAAACUUACGUGCAAGUGUUGAAAAUCUUGAUGUCAGGCGUUUCGGGACUCAAGCAUGCAAGGAAAUGCUUCUACAUCCUCAGAGUGGGGCUGCAACUCACUGCAAGUACCUGAAAUUGAAAAUUGAUAACACCAUGACCGAGCCUCUAAGCUUCUUUUAUUGCGGGAACGAUGAAUGUGUGGCAUCUAAGCACAAGUUAUCUAGUCAUUACAGUAGUAGCUUUUGUGAUUGUGGAGAGUCCAUGAAGUAUUUGUUAUAUCAGUUGCCUAAUGCUGAGUCAAAUAAUAUCGUUGUUUCUGAUCCUCGAGAUGAAGGGGUGUUUGUUAGAGGACUGACCCGACUUAUAAUAAGUGAUGAAUUACAAUUGAUGCCCCCAUCAACUACGGCAAGCUUCUCUUUGUGUGCCAUGCGUGGAGUCAUGGAUGCAAAUACUACUGAGGAAAGGACAUUUGAUAUUCGAGUAAAUGAGGCAAUUACUAACGUUUUGAAUUUGCUGAAGAGCACCUUGGUAUCAAAUACACCUUUGACAGAUACUCUAUUGAAGCAAAAACAAGUGACUGAAUGGAAGGAAAAUUUAGGUGGAGGCCUAAGGUCCUUCAUCAAACAGGAGAUAGGAGAACACGCAACUGAAGGAAGUAGUAAGAUUUGUGUCAGGCUCAUGCUUAGCAAAUCCAAGAAGAUGAUCUAUAUAAUGGUGUUGAGGAACUUCAUACUCAGAAAUACUUCCAAGUCAAAUGACCAAAAGGAGACUCUACUUAAUCCCAAGGUGGCAUCUGGUUUUGGCUACAAGAACCAGCUACUAGGUGUAGGUGUGGAGGCAGUUAAUCAGCAGUGCUAUUGGUUAAGAAAUUUUCCUCCUUCUAUUCGUACUCAUAAACCAGCUGGCGGGACAUUUACUACUUUAACCAUGAAAGAUCCUAAAGCACCACAUUACAAGGAAGCUAUAAGCAAUGGAGGAUUUGUGUUGGGACCUGAAACGUUUAUAGUAACCGAUGAUCUGACAGUAACACUAUCCCCUGUCUCAGUUUUGUCUAUUCUGAACAAAUUGAAGGUAACUUUCAGCGACAUCGAAGAGCGCAUUGUAUAUGCGGGCAAUAAGGAGGCUUUACAACUCCUGAUAGCUUCUUAUAUCUCCGAAUCUGCUCUAACUGAUACUUUUACCCCCCAAAAGGCUAAAACAAGAAUAUUGAAGGCUUGA
This is a messenger RNA of Hevea brasiliensis (rubber tree), 1819 nucleotides long. RefSeq lists its product as uncharacterized. Lineage: Eukaryota; Viridiplantae; Streptophyta; Magnoliopsida; Malpighiales; Euphorbiaceae. Bases 449 to 1819 code for a protein of 456 amino acids. The record is from RefSeq and is a predicted model, not a curated record. The transcript is spliced from 5 exons.